Nasonia vitripennis (jewel wasp) is the source of this 1910-nucleotide messenger RNA. RefSeq names its product palmitoyltransferase ZDHHC3-like. Gene Ontology annotation, molecular function: protein-cysteine S-palmitoyltransferase activity. Gene Ontology annotation, cellular component: Golgi apparatus; endoplasmic reticulum. NCBI's taxonomy places the organism in Eukaryota, Metazoa, Arthropoda, Insecta, Hymenoptera, Pteromalidae. The transcript is spliced from 4 exons. Bases 450 to 968 code for a protein of 172 amino acids. Gene Ontology annotation, biological process: peptidyl-L-cysteine S-palmitoylation; protein targeting to membrane. The record is from RefSeq and is a predicted model, not a curated record.
UAAAAAUAAAAAAAGAAAUGUGCUAUAUGUACCUUGGAAAAAUACGUUUUUCUCAAGAAAUAUUGUGUUUACCGAUAUUCUAUCAACGUUAAAAAAUUGAACCCUAGCUAUUUGUAAUUGAGACACUGCUAAAUAUUGCAAAAAAAGCAUUUAUUUAUAAAAAAAUCUAAAAAAUCACUUUUGAGAAAUUUAACAUAUAGCACCAACGUAUUGCGCAUGCGCAAACCACUCCGAGUGCGUCAGCGGUCAGCGUGUGGCAGGCAAAGCGAGCAGCUGUUCUGCAGUGGAGAAAAUACUUAGUGCUGCUGGCUGCACUUUGUGCUGAUGCUGAUGAUGUCGCAUCUGAAAGCAGUAUGCAGCGAUCCAGGGAUUGUGCCAUUGCCACAAUCAAGGAUGGACUUUUCGGUUAUUCAUACAGGAAGUUCUGGUGGAGAUGAUUGUGAUGAGAAAUGACUGUGUGCACUAGGUGUGAGACUUACAGACCACCUAGGGCACAUCAUUGUAGGAUUUGUAAAAGGUGCAUUAGGAGAAUGGAUCAUCAUUGUCCCUGGAUAAACAAUUGUGUUGGUGAAAGAAAUCAAAAAUAUUUCAUACCAUUUUUAGUGUAUGUCGGUACUCUAGCUUUAUACGCGAUAGCCUUAGUAAUCGUGUCUUGGGUAUUUGAUUAUCCACAGUGCAGCAAUGACAUUGCAAUAAAACAGAGUCGCAUUUUACACUGUGUGAUACUAGUUCUCGAAUCAUCAUUAUUUGGAAUGCUUGUAAUUGCAAUUCUAAUAUAUCAAUUCCAAGCUAUUCUUGAUGAUGAAACCGCCGUUGAACGUGUACAAGGAACUCACAAUCAUCAUAAGAAUACUCAUGCUUUUACUCUACUAGCUCAAGUCUGUGGCAAGAGCCAUCCUAUAUUCUGGCUGCUUCUUUGCCAUAAUCCUCCCCGUUAUUCUUGCAGGCGAGAUGAUCAUCUUAUUUGAGAUGACCAUCAAGUUUGAUUAAAUUAUCUAAUUUAAGUCAACAAAAAGAAAGUCUUUUAAAAAGAAAUUGUCAGUCAAGUUGAAAGUUGUAUAUUUAUUUAUCUUAUUUAGGUGGUUUUAGUUUUUAUAAUGAUUUGCUAUUGGAAUGAAUUCAAUUUAAACUCGAUUUAUCUUUUUUGUUCUUGUUCUAAAACAUAAAACAAAGUUUUUCUUUUCUAAAGACAAUAUUGACGAAACGUAAUAAAAUCUUGUGCCACUAUUUUUUUUUAUAUUCUUACCAAAGGCAGUAUCAAGACAUAAAGAAUAAGAAAGUGUCAUAUAAACAAUUAUUAAAGUACAUUAAUUCGAGUACAAUUAAAAUAAUGUCACAAUGUUUCAAAAGCUGUGUUAUGUGUAUCAAUAGGAACUUCCAUGAUUAACAACAUAUUUUAUAUUAUAUCUUAGUCUUUGUAAUGUAUUUUAUAUUUUAAAUUAUGAUUGGAUUUGUUUGCAGUUUCUGUAUUAUACAUGUGUAUAUACACUUACUUGUUUAUGAUAGAUUGUAAUGCAACAAUUUUAUUCAUGAGAAUAUAUUUUAGUAUAUUAAAUAUCUUGAAAUCUUAAAUAUACAUAAGUGAAAUAUGAAAACAUGAAUUCUUUUAAUGCUGAUAUUCUAAUUUCUAAGAUAUUUCAACAAGUUAAUAAAAGUUGUUGCUACAUAAACAAGUACAAGUCUUGAGAUUUUUUGGGAUAUUUAUGUAGCAACAACUUUAAGCACAAAGUGCAGCCAGCAGCACUAAGUAUUUUCUCCACUGCAGAACAGCUGCUCGCUUUGCCUGCCACACGCUGACCGCUGACGCACUCGGAGUGGUUUGCGCAUGCGCAAUACGUUGGUGCUGUAUGUUAAAUUUCUCAAAAGUGAUUUUUUAGAUUUUUUUAUAAAUAAAUGCUUUUUUUGCAAUA